This is a messenger RNA of Strigops habroptila (Kakapo), 2410 nucleotides long. It is a transcript of the gene ASCL1, whose product is annotated as achaete-scute family bHLH transcription factor 1. The record is from RefSeq and is a predicted model, not a curated record. Gene Ontology annotation, cellular component: RNA polymerase II transcription regulator complex. Lineage: Eukaryota; Metazoa; Chordata; Aves; Psittaciformes; Psittacidae. Gene Ontology annotation, molecular function: protein dimerization activity; DNA-binding transcription factor activity, RNA polymerase II-specific; RNA polymerase II transcription regulatory region sequence-specific DNA binding. Bases 469 to 1137 code for a protein of 222 amino acids. The transcript is spliced from 2 exons. Gene Ontology annotation, biological process: positive regulation of transcription by RNA polymerase II; regulation of neurogenesis; neuron differentiation.
UAAAGCCGGGGAGCGUGGAAGGCGCAAGGUGCAGUGUGUGUCUGUGUGUGUGUGUGAGAGCGCGGGGGGGCGGCGGGGGGAGAGUGCCUGCGUGUGUGUGUGUGUGUGUGUGUGUGUAUGUAUGUAUAUGGGGGGGGCGAGCCCCGUCCGCCCCUUAUAAGAGACACAAUCCCCAGCCACUUUUUUGCAAAAGGGGCUUUGCAAAGCAGGCUGCGCACACGCGAGCGACACGAGCCUCCCCGCGGCCGCCGCACGGAGGGCGAGAGGGAGGGGGGCGGGCAGAGCCAUCCCCGCCCGGCUCCGCCGCCCGCUCCCGCCGGCCGCCGCUGCCCCUUCCCCCGCCGCCUGUUUUAUUUUAUUUAUUUUUUUAAAGCGGACACCGCAAAUAAUUCCUUUUCUUCCUCUCUUUGAAUUUUUCCCGGCGGCAGGCGCACGGGGACCGGCCGCCGCUCGGUUGCCCCCGCGCCCAUGGCCAGCGGCAGCCCCGCCAGGAUGGCCAGCGGCGCCGGGCAGCCGCCCUUCCUGCAGCCGGCCUGCUUUUUCGCCGCGGCGGUGGCCGCGGCCGCCGCCGCCUCCGCCGCCCCGCCGGGGCCGCCCCCGGGGGCACCGCCGCCGCCGCCGCAGCUGAGCCCGGCGGGCGGGCAGCCGUCGCCGGGCGGGAAGCCGUCGGCGCCGCGGGCCGCCAAGCGGCAGCGCUCGGCCUCGCCGGAGCUGAUGCGCUGCAAGCGGCGGCUCAACUUCAGCGGGUUCGGGUACAGCCUGCCGCAGCAGCAGCCGGCGGCCGUGGCGCGGCGCAACGAGCGGGAGCGCAACCGGGUAAAGCUGGUGAACCUGGGCUUCGCCACCCUGCGGGAGCACGUCCCCAACGGCGCCGCCAACAAGAAGAUGAGCAAAGUGGAGACACUCCGCUCCGCCGUCGAGUACAUCCGCGCCCUGCAGCAGCUGCUCGACGAGCACGACGCCGUCAGCGCCGCCUUCCAGGCCGGCGUCCUCUCUCCCACCAUCUCGCCCAGCUACUCCCACGACAUGAACUCCAUGGCGGGCUCCCCCGUCUCCUCCUACUCCUCCGACGAGGGCUCCUACGACCCGCUCAGCCCCGAGGAGCAGGAGCUGCUCGACUUCACCAGCUGGUUCUGAAACGUGGCAGGACAGUUGCAAAAGGGAAAAAACCCCAAUAUGUAUCACACAGAGAAAGACAGAAAUCCACCCAGAGAAAGAACCUGUUGCAUUUCCCUCUCCCCCGCCGUCGGAGGGCGGUGCGGGCACGUCUCUCGCUCGGCGGGCGGGCACAGUUGGGUCGGGGCGGCCGCCCUGCCCCGGUCCCGGGGCACCGGCCGGGCUUUGCCAUGGACUGCGCCUCGGCGGAGCGGGGGUCCCGCGGGGGAGCCAGGCGGCGGGGACGGUCGCUGCGCUCCUCGGCCGGCGGAGGAGCUCUGCCUCCCCCUCGAAGGGAAGGUACCCCCCUUCCGCACCCCGCCGCGGCCCUGCAGAGACCGGCGCUCCUCACUCUGUGGACAAAGUUAGUUCCCCAGUGUUUGUGGAGGUGUUGAAAUUAAGCUAUGCUGUACUCAAAGAAGCCCUGUGCCCCCUCUUCCCCGCUUCUCUCCUUCCCCUCGCUCCGAGCUUUCCCUCUCGUUUCCAUCAUAGAAUGCUUCCAAUCUUUUUUUUUCUUCUUUUUUUUUUUUUUUGGUGAAUUUUUUUAUUAUAAGAAAAUCUAUUUGUAUCUAUCCUAACCCGUUUGGGGAUAUAUUAAGCUAUUUUUGUACAUAAGAGAGAGAGAGAUUUAUAGAGGUUUUGUACAAAUGGUUUAAAAUGUGUAUAUCUUGAUACUUUUUUUAAUAUGUAAUGCUUAUUACCUCUUCAUGUUUAGACUUGUAGUCGACGUUACCUUACAACUGGCAUUUUUUGUAUGUGGUUUUGUAAAGGACUUGGAUUUCCUCCAGAUGUACUUUAGCACCAACGUGUCUUACUUUAUAGAAACUUUGUUAAUGUAUUAAUAAUGUUAUUAAACAAUGUUCAAAGUGAACAAAGUUUAUGCAGCUAUUGUCCAAACGCAAAAUGGUAGCCAUUUGUUUGUAUAUGCUGCCUUUGGGAAAAAAAAAAAAUACACAAACAGACGACCCCUAUGCCACUGCCUUUUCUUACUGUUUUAUUACAAACUGACAAAGGUCCUGUAUAACCCUGUUUUAUACAAACUAGUUUCGUAAUAAAACUUUUUUUAAUCAAAAAGAUCGGCUGCCUGCUGCAUGCAAUUUUUAUUUAUUUCUUUCUGCCAUUGACAACGAUGAAUGUAAGGACAAAACGUUCAAUGAUGUUGUGCUGGAGCUAAGUUGCGUAUGAAGUGCUUGUAUCUGAUGGAUGUAACAUACCUAUAUAUAUCUUUAUCUCUAUAUAAAUAUGCAAAGAUCCA